ACGACAAGGGCAAGCUUAGAGAAGGACCAUCUGGUCUUAGCCGAUGCAAACCUAAGCUGAAGGCUCUGGCCUCUGGGAAGCAGACGUCCCAUUUCAUCUCCCAUGGCUGUUGCUUCGGCUUCUUGUUCUCUGGCUUCUCAGUUACUCCCUCGCUCAAAGAAUCCUGUGUUGACUUUUCCCCCCACAAAACCCACAGUUUUCCCCUUUUCUGGUGUUCGCUCUCCAACACAGCACCAACUCUUGUUUUCUUCACUCUGUGUAGCAGCGGCAUCGAAGAACAAUUCCAAUGCCAACCCAGUUCAAAGCGGCAGGAAAUCCAAAAACCCAAGUGAUGAAGUAGCUUCGGAAACCAAGGAAAUUGAGGUGGAAGUGGAGGAAGAGCUGCCGUGGAUUCAGGAGAAGGCCUUGGACGUGGUGGAGUUCACUGGCUCUGUCACUCAGGCCAUUCCUGGGCCUAGAGUUGGUACAAGCUCGUUGCCUUGGAUUCUUGCCAUCCCUCUGGCUUAUGCUGGCCUUACUUUUGUUAUUGCUUUUGUCAAGACCGUCAGGAAAUUUACUUCUCCCAAAGCAAAACGCCGCAGACUGGUUAAUAAAAAUGCGACGUUAUUGAAGUCCCUGGAUGAUUUAUUUCAAAAAGGAAGAGAUGACGUCAACCCUGUUUCUCUCAAGGAACUCGAGAGCAAGGUAGGCUUUAAUGUGGAAGAAAUUCUGCGCAAGUAUAUUCGCUAUGCUCUGAAUGAGAAACCAUUUAACCCUGACGUGGUAGCUGAUUUAAUUCAGCUGAGGAGAGCUUCUAUGUUAAAUGACUCCCAAGUUGCGGAGAUUCUGAAUGAAAUCUCACGACGAAUUGUGCGAGACAAAGGCCCUGUAGUCAUGGAUGCAUCAGGCUAUACUGAAAAGGGUUUCAAGAGAAAACUUGCUGUUCAGGCUCUUUUUGGAAAAGUCUUCUAUUUAUCUGAGCUGCCGGAGUUUUGUUCGAGGGAUAGCUCUUUAAUUGUCAAGGAAAUCUUUGGGGUUACAGAUGAAGAUGCUGACAAACUCAGAAUACACACCGUCUCUGAAGCUGGUGAUAUGGAAUCCCUUGAGAAGAUGGUUGACAAUUUAGAAGCAGAGGAAGAUUCUGAAGAGGCCGCAUCUGAUGAUCUUUGAUUUAUAUGUUACAUGCGUUCAGUUUGCCCAAAGGGUUGAAUGAUGACUCACUGGAAGCAAAUGGUUCAAUAGUCUUAAUACCAAAGAAAAGUGUUGUCUUUUUCCUCUUUGACUGCUGUUUCAGUUUUAUGAUCCCUAGGAAUAAAUUUUAUGGUUGAUGUUUCUGUCAUAACAUCAAAUUUUGGCGGCAUUUACUUUUAGUAAUUGGAAAUUGAAGGCAGUUGAUUAGAAAUCAGUGUAAAGAUACAUUUAGAGAUAGAAUGAUUAAUUAUGUUGUAUUGCAUGUUGAUAUGGAA
Messenger RNA from Neltuma alba, 1445 nucleotides. RefSeq lists its product as uncharacterized. Gene Ontology annotation, cellular component: chloroplast envelope; chloroplast thylakoid membrane. Lineage: Eukaryota; Viridiplantae; Streptophyta; Magnoliopsida; Fabales; Fabaceae. The record is from RefSeq and is a predicted model, not a curated record. The transcript has 6 exons. Bases 103 to 1149 code for a protein of 348 amino acids.